Molecule: messenger RNA, 334 nt
Organism: Austrofundulus limnaeus
Lineage: Eukaryota; Metazoa; Chordata; Actinopteri; Cyprinodontiformes; Rivulidae
Product: xylosyltransferase 1
Source: RefSeq, a predicted model, not a curated record
UCCUCUUGGAGCUCCACUCGGGCCGUGGAGGGGUCAUUCGCUCCCCGCUGUCUGCGUUCAGCGGACGGGGGGAGAUGACCGGGAACCCGUGCACCCGCAGGCUGGCCCGCCGCUCCCGCUCCGCCCUGCUGCUCUGCGCCCUGGUGGUCCUGCUGCUCCAGACCCUCGUCGUGUGGAACUUCAGCAGCCUGGACCCCGGAGGAGGGGGGCACGGAGGCGCCAGGAGCCGGGAGAAGAGAGAGGAUCGGACCGGGGGUCUGAACAAAGAGCCCCCGCGGAGGGGCUCACAGAGGAGGGGGCAGCAGGCGGCCGUGCGGCACCAGCUGCAGGCGGU